This is a messenger RNA of Styela clava, 2286 nucleotides long. RefSeq names its product sodium-coupled monocarboxylate transporter 2-like. Gene Ontology annotation, molecular function: symporter activity. Gene Ontology annotation, cellular component: membrane. Lineage: Eukaryota; Metazoa; Chordata; Ascidiacea; Stolidobranchia; Styelidae. Gene Ontology annotation, biological process: transmembrane transport; sodium ion transport. The record is from RefSeq and is a predicted model, not a curated record.
ACAUUUUAACAACGGAAGGCGAAUGUAUCAUACUUUUAUUCUCGUUAUAUUCUUGAUCCCUGGCGACAAGAAACAUUCGGCUAAUUUGCCCAAGAUUUUUGUUUUUCUAGUUAUUUUUCGUGCGUUGCGGCUAUUUGUUCUCAUUUAUUUGUAAUCUUAUGUAAUUAAAUCAUCAGAUAAAAAUGGAUAGAAUAGUUCUUGGAGCAGGAGAUUAUGCUGUAUUUGGUGCUAUGCUGGCAGUUUCUCUAGGAAUAGGAAUAUAUUUUGGCAUACGAGACAGAAGAGCCAAACGCGGAGUGCAACAUUAUCUCAUGGGUGGAAGAAAAAUGUCUUUUUGGACAGUUGGAGUAUCACUCAGCUUUUCUGUUAUAACUCCAGCCACAAUACUUGGCAUACCUUCCGAAAUUUACAUCUUCGGCUCCAUGUUCUUUUGGAUGCUUUUAGUACCGCUGUUGGUGGGAAUAGUUGUUACUCAAAUAUAUAUUCCUUUAUAUUUUCGAGUAAGUAUCACCAGCAGCUAUGAGUACCUUCAGCUGCGGUUCAGUGCUCCUGUUCGAAUUCUUGGCACUCUUGCUUAUAUAACGCAAACGACCUUAUUCAUGGGAGUAAUGAUAUAUGCCCCGUCUUUAGCUUUUGCACAAGUUUCUGGCUUCAAUUUAUGGGCGGCAAUUUUUACCACUGGAAUUGUUUGUUCUAUUUACACAACUUUGGGAGGCCUCAAAGGGGUGAUGUUAACCCAUGUAUUUCAAGGAAUCUUGAUCAUAUUGAUCUUAAUUAUAGUCUUGUUUACGAGCGCAAGCAGCGUUGGCGGGUGGUACAAAGUUUGGUUGGCCAACUACGAAACAGAUCGUUUUACUUUCAAUGAUUUCAGCCUCGAUCCUAGAGUACGUCAUUCUGCCUGGAGCGUCACAGUGGGUUUAACAAUAAUGUGGACGAGCGUGUUCGCUACAACACAAUCACAAGUACAAAGAUUCUUAGUCUGUACAUCUUCAAAAGAUGCAAAACUAGCCAUGAUAACUUGUGCCGCGAUUGUGACUUUUGUUCUUCUGCUAUGCAUGGUUUUGGGUUGGGUCACGUACUCCUAUUUUCACAAUUGCGAUCCGUUGUCCAUGAAACAAGCGACUUCUCCUGACCAGUUGCUUCCUCUCAUGGUUUUAUGGAUGUUUCAUAGUAAUCCAGGCUUCACUGGUGCAUUCAUGGCUGCAGUGUUUGCAUGCAGUUUAAGUCCCGUUUCUGCCGGAAUAAACGCUUUGUCUUGCGUUACUGUAGAAGAUCUCAUUCGCCCUUUUGUAAAUUGGAGUGACCGCACUUUGACAAUAUCUGCAAAAGUUAUGGUUUUCUUCUACGGAAUUAUGAGCAUUGGGUUUGCUUGUCUUUCAACAAUACUUGGUAAUAUUUUGCAAACAACAUUAACCUUAUUAUCAAUCGUUGGAGGUCCCACUUUAGGGAUGUACACCCUGGGUGCUAUGUUUCCACCGGCAAACUCGUGGGGUUCUUUCUCUGGCUUUUUUGUUGGUAUAUCCUUAGUAUCGUGGAUAUAUGCUGGAAGUCGCGAUCAUCCACCACCACUCCAACAAUUUUGGAAGCCAAGACAUCUUUCAACUACCAACUGUACACUGGCAAACGACAGCCCUUUCUACAAUUCCUCUACAAUACUGUCCACCAAAAUUUCAACAAUAAGUGUUACAGAAAUCUCUUCAGCAUUUGAUAUCGUCGAUCAUUCAACAACAUCUACAUCCUCAGUGCUCCUACCUACAGUAGCUGAUGUAUAUGCCGUUUCCUACGCGUAUUAUGCUGCAAUUGGAUUUGCAGCUACUACAGUGGCCGGACUUCUGAUAAGCCUGUUAACCUGUGGACAUCGGCAUGUUGGUGAAAUUGAUCCAAAGCUAAUCGUACCUGUUUUUGAUCAUCCGUUAAUUAAAUAUUGCCUGCCAAAAGGAUUUCGCAUGAUAAUGUGGUGUGGAGUCGAUCACAAUCAAUCGAAUGCUGCUGAGGAUUCCGACCUUGAGCGUAAAUCAUCAGACCUAGAGAAGGGACACUCUAAUCCUGCCUUAGAAAUGACAGAUAAUGCGUUUGUUCCAGCCCACCUCGAGCAUUGAAAGUUAAACGAAACUAUCUGUGCAUCUAAGGAACUGCUCCAAUUUUUGAAAAUAAUAUUUGUCCACACGAGGGCAAUCUAAUGGCCAUCCAGUGAAGAUACCAUUGAAGUGUUUAUCAUUUUUAACAACUUUCUAUAUUCGUCGUCGUUAUUAUACACCAUUCUACCGAAUAAACCAAAAUUUUUUA